Molecule: messenger RNA, 1525 nt
Organism: Ilyonectria robusta
Lineage: Eukaryota; Fungi; Ascomycota; Sordariomycetes; Hypocreales; Nectriaceae
Exons: 2
Coding region: 101-1465 (454 amino acids)
Source: RefSeq, a predicted model, not a curated record
CGUCAUCAUUCACUGGGACAAAAGAGCUCGCGCUCCGCUUCUCUCUCCCAUUCUCGCUUCCCCCUACAUCGCCCUCCACACUAGGCGACCUCCCCCGGGCAUGCCGAAGAAAAGGAACAUAAAGUCCUUCAAGCCAACCGCGGGCUCAUCGUCCAGUAUCGCCGCAGACAGGCCCCAACGGAGUGUCAACGAGCUGCUAGCAAACUUGCGUCGUACCUCGAUUGGACCAUCCGCGGCCACCCAGCCCGCUCACCCAGCCACCGCCCCGAGCGUUCCUCCUGUCAUCAGGGAGAUUCUCCAGAUCCCCGAAACCCCUGCGCCCCGUUCCCGACGCCCUGUUCGCCAAAGGUUCGAUGGAAAUGGCAGGAGACUUCCCGCCGGACCUCCUCCCCCUCGGAGCUGGGUCUCCCGUAGCCUGACGGACGAUGCUAACUCUGGCGCCUGGUCGGGCGCUUCGCGAUUGAACCUGUGUCUGGCUGACACGAGUUUGCCUGGGACCUACCUCCCUGCGCGAGGGAGUCUCAUAGACAUUGUGUUACGGAAGCUGGCGUACGAUUGGGAUUUCCAUCGCGUGUACAAUCAAUAUCAUCUGUACUUCGUGCCCAAUCAUCUCAAGGCAGCACUGAUACGCUUUGUUGGCAUUGCCAGCGAAGAGGGUCUGUCUCUGAGCGACCUCAAGGCAAUUCUCCUGCCGCCCCCGGAUACCUUCACCGAGGAUGACCUGGAGGGCCGAACCAUUUCCAAUGGCGAGGUGAACUACCUCGAUCUUUCCGGCUCUAUCGGCCGUUCCCUUAAGCUGAAGGAUGUUGGUGAACUACUUUUCCCGACAACAGAUCAGGAUUCGACGGAGCCCCAGGAUUCUUGGGACGUACCCGAGACCGUUCUAAGCCCUCCCCGAACACUUCUCCCGAACCUCACCCACCUAUCGCUCGCCCUAGAUCCCCGCCAUGCCUCGUCUGCAUCCUGGAAACAGCUCAUCGGGUUGUCUUCCAAGCUCACCUCCCUCACCCAUCUGAGUCUCGCUUAUUGGCCCGAUCCGUGUCUCAUCACCCGGGGCCGCCAAUCUUUCGUCGCCUCACCCCAGGGCAACAUCCCGUAUGGCGGGACCAACCUCUACUCCCACUCCAUCGAUCACGAUUGGAGCGAAGCCCUGCUCGUCCUGCGUCUGUUGAGUAAGAACCUGUACGCACUCGAGUUUCUGGACCUCACUGGCUGCACGCCAUGGUUCAAGGCCCUCUUGGCUGAGUCUGAUCAUGACCAUGUGGACUGGGUCACCAACUGGGGCAAGAUCACUGAGCUACGACUCUACACGGGAUUAAAGCUUGGCGAUGACGCACUUCCAUCGGAGAGAACUAACUACAGAGAGGCUAUCAAUAUGGCCAAGAAUGUUGAGAGACAUAUCAGGGCCUCGAGGGCUGGCAAGGGGAGAUUCGUCGUUGUCGAGAGAGACGAACUAGAUACCUAGACUACUAUUUAAUAUACACAAUCCUCCAAUAGGCUAAACACUGCAAGAGCCCAUGAUAUA